This is a messenger RNA of Cyanistes caeruleus (blue tit), 978 nucleotides long. Lineage: Eukaryota; Metazoa; Chordata; Aves; Passeriformes; Paridae. The record is from RefSeq and is a predicted model, not a curated record.
GCUGCGCCGUCCAUGGUUACGGGCGGCCGCCGCGGCCUCGCAGCGGAGCCGUUUGGGCGGGAGCCGGCGAGGGAGCAGCGGCCGCAGGGUGUAUUGAGAAUAAUCAUCAGCCUUAACAAGGAUUGAUUGUGUGCUCCUCAUCCUCAUCCUCCUGGUUUGGUAUUAAGCGGAAAAAGCUUUGGCCGUCGCGUUGGGGAGGCGAAGAGGUGGAAGAACGUCCCUUUCAAGGGGGCAGCACUGGAAGAACCUUUAUGGGCUCCUAAUGACAUGCAGGUGGACAAUUGACCGAUGAUAAUUAAGGUCAACAUGGAUUUGUGGUUCUUUCUCCUUUUGCUCGGAAGUGGCCUGAUAAGUGUCGGUGCUAACAACGUUACAACAGAGCCACCCACAACAGUGUCCACCACCACCAGGAGCCCCACCACAGCUCCUGCAGCAGGUCCUGAGCAUGGGACCACGCCUAACACAAACAGACUCAACAUGAGCACUCCAGGGACUGUUUCUACCACAGCGCCAAAUCCUCCUCCAACCACAGCUGCCAGGAUCUCCCCCAACGCCACCACUGGCAGCCUCAACAUCUCCUCCACCCUGGGGACAACCGUGCCUGUGCCUCCAGCCCCGUCCCUGCUCCCCAGCGUGGCGCCGUCGGCUCCACACACCGCUGUCCCCAGCGCGGAGGCGGAGACGACCGAGAGGAAUUUCAGCAUGGUGGUGACAACACAGGAGACCUCUUCUGCUUCCCACAAUGGUAACUCUGACAGAAGAGACGAGACUCCCAUUAUAGCUGUGAUGGUGGCCCUGUCCUCCCUCCUAGUCAUAGUAUUUAUUAUUAUUGUUCUGUACAUGUUGAGGUUCAAGAAAUACAAGCAGGCAGGGAGCCACUCCAACUCCUUCCGGCUGUCCAACGGCCGGACGGACGACACAGGUGAGUCCACACAGGGCCUCCCCUACCUCCUAUUUCUGUAGGCAAAUAUUUUUUUA